CAGAGCUCAAGAAACAGAAAAAUGGCGACAGUAGCAUUCUCAGGAUCCCCAAUCGCCCUCAACCCUCGUAAACACCACCCUCAUCCCUACUCCCCCUUCACUUAUCGCGCCACUUCCGGAGAUUCCCCUCCCGAUACCGAAGAAACAAACGCCCAGCCAACCUCCGAACCGGACGACUUCGAUUCCCGGCUCUCCAAGAUCCGUAUCCGUUACCGGGGCGGACUAGGCAAGAAAGCGGAGCGCAGAAAAGCUCGAAAAGCAAAGAUGGGUGAAGCGUCGGAUCCGGGAUCCGGAAUGUACCUCCCGCCGGUUCCUCUUCAAGAUCCGGUAUCUGAAGGGCUGAAAGUGGAAUUCGGGUUCACCCGGUAUUCGGAACGGGUCAACGGCCGGGUUGCAAUUCUGGGCAUCACCGCCCUGUUGUUGGUGGAGCUGGCAACCGGUCAGAGUGUGAUAAAGUAUCAUACGCCGGCGAUUGUAUUAUUUCAGGCAUACUUCGUGGCGGCCGCGGCGGCCGUGUAUGCUAAGUACGAGAAGGAAAAAGGUAGUGUCUGGCCUGGCUUACCGCCAACAAAGAAUUGAGAAUUACUUCCUUUUCAUUCCUCAAUGAUUGUGAUAUCCCGAUUUAUUGUUUUUGUUUCUAAAUUACAAUUUACAACAAAGAAGGUAUGAACUGUGAGGGCAUAGUCGCUGCUAAUGUUAUGUAUUACUCCCUCCCUCCCAAAAUUAUUAUCCUCUUUCCGGCCCGUCCCGAAAUAAUUGUCUCGUUU
Molecule: messenger RNA, 767 nt
Organism: Cuscuta epithymum
Lineage: Eukaryota; Viridiplantae; Streptophyta; Magnoliopsida; Solanales; Convolvulaceae
Source: the annotation of a GenBank genome assembly